UAUUAGGUUCAUCCUUUUAGUUAGGAACUUUUUAAAUGCCUGAUUCAAACUGAAAACAAGCUGCAAAACUUCCCCCAAAUACCCCCAGAAAUGAUCAUCAGUCUUAUUUUGGAUAUAUUCACAAAAAACAAGACGACUUAUGACAGAGCAAAGAGAACGUCAUUAGACACAACCUGGAGUUUUCCCUCUUUUAGGAAUCAUGUAGGAUUUUUUUUAUCUGUUAAAGUCUUCCCAUAUUCUGUGAUGUAGGCAAUGUGUAAAGUUAUUUUUCUAAAACCCCCAUCCCGUAGAGCCCCAUGCAAUGUGAACUGAGCACCAUUCAGCAUUAACCAAUUAGACAUCUUCUUACGUACGGAUGCCAAUCACAGAGCAUGCGCGAGUGUUUGUGGACGCACCUAGACUGAUGCCGAGUUGGCGUCCUUUCAUGUGGACAAGUAAAUCUUUAAAAUAUAAAUAAACGGCAUAGAUUGAGAAUAAUAAUUGUAAAACUACCUGUUUUAGCUCUGUUUGCUGACUAGAAGGGUGCGUUCAUGAAUAACCGGCGUUGCUUCCAGCUGUAAUCACGGAGAGGGGGAGAGGCUUAAAGGUGCGAUGUAUUAUUCUGCCUCUAGAUGGAGCCCUAUGACAAAAGGCUCCGGAUGUCUGCUUUAAGGCUCAGUGUGGUUCCAAAACAAAAGCGCUAUUUUCUCUGUUCAUAAUCAAAAUGAGCCUUCGAGGUCAGGACCCACCGAAGAAGAAGUACGACCCGCUUGAUGCCACUUUGACGUUCGUCGACGGGGACGACGACCUGGAUCCAGUGUCCUCAGACUCGGUCUCUCUCCGAGCCCGGUUGUCCUGCGGUCACGCUGUGACGCCCGAGUCUCUGACACAGUGGUGUCGCUGCCAGCUGGAAGAUGGUAAACAUGAAUUCAGGUGUCCUGCAGUGGUGGACGUCCUUACAAACAAACUUUGCAACCAGCUGUGGUCGUACCAGGAGGUGCGCAGACUGGCUGCUUUGGAUGUAGAGGAAAUGCAGUAUUUUGAGGAGAAGAUGGCCCGUCUGGCUGUUGACAGUUACUGUGACGUCCAGUCGUGCCCAAAGUGUAAAACCUGCGUGGAGAGGAAGGAUCUGUCCAGCCUGUGUGUGCAGUGCGUCGUGUGCACAGCGGACCAGAAGAAGGCGUACCAGUUCUGCUGGCAGUGUCAGAAGAAGUGGAAAGACCCGGGCCGUCAGUCGGGUCGCUGUGGGAACAACGGCUGCAUCAACAAGGACCUGCAGCUCCUGCAGACAUGCAAAGACAUCAGUCUGCCUGAGGUAGAGGGCGUGACCAGCUGCCCCUCGGUCCGUGCCUGCCCCGUGUGCGGCAUGAAGGUGGAGCACAACCGGCAGUUCUGUAAAAACAUCACCUGUCCUCGCUGCGACACAGAGUUCUGCUUCGUCUGCCUGAAACUGAAGAGCGAGUGCAAUAAGACUAGUUCGCCGUAUGAAAUCUGUCCAAGUGGCGUUGCUCCAAAACAAACUUCUAUUCCUGUUUGGAAAAGAAAACAAUAAAGUCUAUUCAGCAGUAGGGAUGCAACGAUACCACUUUUUUCCAAACCGAUAUGAUACCGAUACCUGAAUCUGAGUACUCACCGAUACCGAUUACCAAUAUUGAUACUUCUACCACACAAAAAAAUGCAAUGAUUUGGAAUACAGAUUUUAUUUUCUUCUCUGUUUUCAACAGGUAAAGACUAUGAGGUAAAUAAAAAGUAAAAUAUAUGAAUGGAAAUCAUCACAAAACUAAAAUAUUAGGUGAACAGAAAUGACAAGUUACAGUGAAGCCAUUUUCAAGCAACUGCAUUGGUAUCGGUUCCUGGUAUCGGUUAACUUUUACCGAUACCAAUACUGGUAUUGGUGCCGAUACCAGUAUCGUAUUGGUGCAUCCCUACUCAGCAGCUUUUGUUUUAAAAAUGCUGCAAAGAAACCGGAAAACAGAGAAAUUUCUCUGAAUGCUUUUAAAUAAAAAAAAUCCAUUUAAACUGCUGUAAAUCUUUUAGAACUUCAGCUUAUUUUUUAUCUUUGUGCCUGUUUGUGACUGUAAUGUGUUUGUAACUGUUCUGAUACCUUCUGCAGCCUGUCUUGUGCUUGAAACUGUGUUUUUUAUUCCCAGUAGGAUCUGGUUAAAUAAGAAAAGAUCACAUUAUAAAAACGUCUGUCUUUCUUGGUAUGAACAAAUAAAAAUGAAAUUCUAGUUUAAUGUACAGAUAUUACAGCGUUAUCAGAUUUUAGUUAUUAGAAUAAUUUGUUUAAUUAUUUUUCUUGAUUGGAAUUUUUAUUGUAUGACAAAAAUUCAAAGCCUUCCUGAAAAAUUCAGAUUUUUAAGCGUAGAAUUUAUAUCCGAUGACACAAACAUACAUACCAGAUGCCCGCUAUGGUUCAUUAUGACAACAGUUUGAAAAUGAUGUAAAAAAUAAAUUAAAUCUGUUGAAUAAAUGUAAUCUGUCUGAAUUUAUAAGUUAAUAAAAGUUUCCCACUUAUUGCACCUUUAAAAAGCACCUCAAACUACAUCUUAAAGGCUCCCAGACAUGUUUGCAUCUUUAGUUAUUCUUAUUUUUUGUUUGCCUAUUUUAAUGGAAUGUUUCUAUCUGACUGUUUUUAAAUUGUAUAGUGUUACUUGUUUUACUUAGUUAUCUUGUCGACGGACUACAGAUGCAAAUGAGCAACUAUGCUAUAUAAUCUGGCCCAUUUACGAUCGAUACAAUGUAUUUGAUUGUUUAUUAAUGUGCGUUGUCCUGAAUAAAGAAUUGAAUUGACUGUACAUACUUGAA
Molecule: messenger RNA, 2787 nt
Organism: Nothobranchius furzeri (turquoise killifish)
Lineage: Eukaryota; Metazoa; Chordata; Actinopteri; Cyprinodontiformes; Nothobranchiidae
Product: E3 ubiquitin-protein ligase RNF19A
Source: RefSeq, a predicted model, not a curated record